Messenger RNA from Carassius gibelio (silver crucian carp), 2011 nucleotides. It is a transcript of the gene cb1h19orf67, whose product is annotated as chromosome B1 C19orf67 homolog. Bases 208 to 1233 code for a protein of 341 amino acids. The transcript has 8 exons. The record is from RefSeq and is a predicted model, not a curated record. Lineage: Eukaryota; Metazoa; Chordata; Actinopteri; Cypriniformes; Cyprinidae.
GGUUAUAGUAAGUACGUCACUCAGUCUUCAGAACCGCGACAGUUUUCUACAGUUAACCUUAUUUGUUUGUUUGUUUAUUAUGUUAGUCACUGGUCAAAUGCAGUGCACAGACUUACAUUAAUGGACAAAGUCAACAAUUAGCCGUCAAAAUUUGUGAAAUUAAAGUUUAUUUAUUUAAUGGUUUCGUGCAGGAUUGAUUAAGUCACGAUGGCUAACGCAGAACAUGCGGAGAUGAAGUCUUCACUAUGCGAAGAAACGGAGUCAUCCCAGUCUCAGACAGAAUUAGAUACGAACACACAGACUCUUGAAGAAGCCAAUGCAGUGGCGCCCUCGUUCGGCGAUGAGAGGUGUUUCUCAGUUGAAGGUGCAGAAGGCACAGAAAUUCAGGAUAAGAGAAUAAUGGAUGAAAAAAUCUCUCCCAUUGAAAGGCAACUUGAGUACUUGCUGAACAAGGCGGAUGAGUUUCAAACACAGCUUUUAUGGAGUCGAGAGGGCCUCCAGAAUUAUGGGUUCGCCCAUGUUGUCCCCAUGUUUUUGCAAACUUGUCAGCCGUACUUCACUUACCUGGAGUCCACUGCCAGAAACUCCAACCCCUUUCGUCCACCUCUGUCCACAUAUAUACGCACACAACUUUUGCAGUUUUCUCAGCAACUGUGUUCUCGUCUGGAACAGCUGGUGUUGCUGUACGCCUCCUUCAGUUUCUUCUCACUAGAGGAAACUGAUCCACUGAGUAUCUCACACUUCUAUAUUGGCCAGUGUCAAAUAAACAACAUGAAGCUGUCAAUCUUCCGGUACUGUUGCCCUACUCCUUUUCUUGCGUCAGCCAGUACAGGUCUAUACAAACGUAUGCGCUGGAAUGUGGAGCGACAGAUAGAGGGAGAAGGAGAAGGACAGACAUGUGACAGUGCAGAGUUUUACUUCCUGUGCUGCGAGGAUGUCAUUGAAGCAGCAGAUGAUAAGGAUAGAGACGGACGGUGCGAGGCAGAAAAUACAGAAACUGAGAGAGAGAGUAGAGUAGAGAGGAUUUGGUCAAUUGGCCGGUGGAUUCAGACGUACCCUGAUCCAGACACAGAGGACAUCACUGAUUGGGUGCUGUGUUCAGUUCCUUGUGGUCAGUACAAGCAGCUGUUGUGUCUGGGAAGUGAGGAGCCUUCUUCAUGCACUGCAACAGACUGCCUGCUGGGGGUGCUGCUGUCCCAGGAAACAGAUGGUACAUUUGGCAUAAAAACAUAAGCCAGUGCUCACUUAUGGCCUCACCCAUUUUACAUAGAGCAUUUGGUUUAUUCAAAUCAGAGGAGAGUACAGAUUAAAGUUAGAAAUCUGUCAUCUGUGAAGGUUUGCCAUUUUUCAAAAGUUUUUUAGUUCAUGGCUGUUGUUGGUGUUGUUGUGCCAUGUUGGUUUGUUAUGUGGUAAAUGAUUUACACUAGUAAUGGAAAGCUUGUGAAAUGGAGUAAAAGUUCAAGAUUAAAAUGUCAAACCAACUUUAUUUUUCAUGAAAACAUUAAAAUACAGUGGCUAUCCGCUAGUAGUCCGUUACAAAUCCAGAAAUAAAACCCGCUGGCAGUUAAGGUCCACUGCUUACUUUUCUUCCUUUUAAAAUUAUAAAUUACAAAAAUAUAUACACAGUAAAAGCUAGAAUAUGUACCACAUGGAAGCAGUUGUAUUCUUGCACAGUUGUUGGAAAACAUGGUAAAGAUCAAUGAAAAGGACAGAGCAUUAUAAAUAAUGCUGUUGUAUUCCUUCACGUUUUAUUGUAAAUCAGCCCAGUCAAAGCGGUUCUCAGUGCAUUUGUUUUACUGCUGGUGUGUCUAUACAGUAGCUUACCCUGUAUGUUAUUUGUGUAUGUGGUAUGUUCAAGUUAUGCAACAGUAGUUAAGCCAAAAAUACAGUGAAAGUCAGAAUCUACCUGGAAUCCCUGUGUUCCCUGAUUAUUAUGUAAAGUGGUUCCUUUGAUAUAUUCUAAAAAAUUUGAAAAAAUUGAUUUCAAUAAAUGCUCCUACAUUUACAGUGU